GAACACACUGGAGAAGGCGAGAAAAGAAGGCUUUUUUUUUUUUUUUUUUUUUUUCCACAAGGGGGGGGGGGUUUUCCUCGCAGUCUGAGCGCAAAGCUUCCUCGGCCGGGCGUUUUUCAUCAUGGUAUUGAGAAGUCGGACCCCACCUCUCUUUUUCGAAGCGCAAGCGGAGGCCACGGCAUAAGUCAUCAUAGGGACAGGUUUUUUUUCUCGGCUAUGAUUUCGGAUCGCAAGGCGGCAAUCGUUCUGUAGCGGAAAGCAGAACUUGAAUGCACCUGGACAAAAAAUUGUCCACAUGCAUUCAAAUGUGUUGCUCACUUGGCUCUCAAUCGAAUAAAAAAAGGGCAAGAGGAGUGCUUUGUCAGGUGUACCCACCUUCUGGUUUCUGGUGUAAGCGCAGCGUAAAGACACAACCUCCCAGCAGCGCGCUUGGACUGCGAGCUUGUCCUUUUUUUUUUUCCCCCUGACUGUUCACAAGGCAUUGAAGUUUGGUUGUUGAUGUAAACACUAUGUGUUGCAUCCAAGAAGUAAUAGACAUGGCUUACCAUACUACGUCACGUACAUUAGCGUGCACUGUUGCGACCAGAGCUGUGUCUGUACAGCCAUCUGGUUAUGAUGCAGGGAGGAUUGAGAAGGUGAGAGAGAGGGGAAGGGAAAGAGGAAGAGAGGGGGAGUGACAUAUGGAAUGGCCUGCAGGAUCCAGGGAGAGCCUUGGAUGUGGAAAACUCCAGCGCUUUGUCAGUGUUCUGGCAAUGGGUCCUGCAUGAAGAAGAAGAAGAAGAUGUGAGGCACACCAUUUCUCCGCACAGGAGGACAAAUUAUCUUCCAGUCCUGCUCAGCAAGUGUUGCCACUCCCCCCAUCGGUGUUGCCAAGGAGAUCCAAUGGUCUCAUUUAGGGGAUUGGGCUGACAUGUUCUGCACGCCAGGAGAAUGACAAAAAAAAGACGUUCAUGCAAGGCUUGAACGCAAGGUUUUGGAGAGUCACCAAGUUCCAAGGAGAAAUCGGGCUGAAUUUGGGACGGCCCGAGCUCGAUGACAACCCGCGGCGCUGGGCAGUGCAAGUUGCAAGUUGCGGGGAGUGGUUUUGCACAAGUACCAUCCUUCAUCCCCUGGUCAUAUCUCAAAACAAUCUCUGACGGAGCAUCAACGAAGCGAACUGCCCGCGAUUGCUCUUUGUGAGAAAAGGGUUGUGGCGCUGCUUCGUUCCAGAUGAUGCAGUUGUCCGCAGCGGCUCCAGGUGAUGCAGGUGCUUCCUUUGGGAAUGGAGAGUUGUUUCAUAGCAUUCACUUUCGCUUUCGGUUGACCCAGGCUUCAUUGGUGAGGGAAAGAAGUGCUUUGGUGUAGUAGCCAAGCAGGUUGCUCCUUUUGGCAUUGGGUAUGGAAAAGGAGUACAUGAGCUGGCGCUCAUUAAUUGUUACAGCUGAUUGCGAAUGCUUCAGAGAGGGCUGAUUAGCCAAUGUGAAAUGAAGCUGCCUCCUGUGGUGCUUACUUUGGAAGGAUUCCUGGUGUUAAUGAAUAGUAGGACAUGUAUGCUCUGGCAUUGUGCAUGAAAUGAAGAGGAGUGAACUCCGACUACGAAGUGCAAGAUUAGCUGGAACAUGCAGCCAGCAAGCACCCUGAUGAAAACCUGGCGGUGAGGAGGACCUGAAACAAAGCUGCCUGGCCUUGCUGUGCAAGUAAACUAUCAAUGGGCUGGCUUGAUGACAUGUAAGGAAAGGAGGUUCAGGAGUCGAUUUGCUGUUGAAAGGAAGAAGAGUAGGGACUCAGGAAAAGGAGGGUGUUUGUGGCUGUUCAUGCACGAGAUCGGUGCCUUUGACAAGCAACAGGAGGCAGCAAGAUGGUGUGGUGUGCGUAUUGCGGGAAGGACCAGCUGCCUGAGGUCGACGAGGCAAAUGGGUUCACAUGCUGCACUGGAUGUGGUAGGGUCAUCGAUGAUCACCAUUACUCGUCGGAUGUGACGUUUUUGAAAUCGGCGGAUGGAUCUAGUCAUGCAGAGGGGACGUUUGUGUCGCAUGGGUCAACGCCUCGGGCCAUCACGAGUGCGGGCCGGCAGCUGUUUGGAUACCAGGGAGAUUCGCAUGAAAAGACGCUCGGCAAAGGAAGGAACAAGAUUUACGAGAUUGCUGAACAACUGAAUGUGAGGCCGAGGGACGAUCUUGUCAAUGCGGGCCAUAGGCUGUAUACGAUUGCGGUGCAGCGUAACUUCACAAGAGGGCGGCGUGUCCCCCAAGUUGCAGCUGCUUGUCUCUACAUCGCUUGCCGUCAAGAAAACAAGCCUUUCCUGUUGAUCGACUUCUCUGACAUGCUUCAGAUCAACGUGUACGUCCUGGGUGCAGUUUUCCUGCAGCUUGCACAGUUGCUGCGGCUUGAUGAGCAUCCCAUCAUGCAGAAACCGACCGAUCCCAGUCUGUUCAUACACCGGUUUGCGGAUAAGCUUGACCUUGGGAAGAAAAUGCACGCAGUCGCGAACACAGCCCUGCGGCUGGUUGCCAGCAUGAAACGUGAUUGGAUGAACACUGGGCGGAAGCCAAGUGGAAUUUGCGGUGCAGCUCUCUGGAUUGCAGCACACGUGCAUGGCUUUGAACGGUCCAAGCGUGACGUGGUUUCUGUCGUUCAUGUGUGCGAGGUCACUCUGACAAGGCGCCUCAUCGAGUUUCAGAUGACUCCAUCAGGAGGGCUUACUGUCGAGGAGUUUGAGCAACGUGCGAAAGCGCUCGAGGCGCAAGGGAACAUUCUCUCCCCUCCACCCAAGCUUCACAAAGUUAGUACGAUGUCUUCCAUGUGUGGAGAUAAAACAAGUGCUGCACUUGGGGGUGAGCAGGAGGAGGUCGCCGAGGAGGAGGAGCGUGAGCUUCUGUGCGAGCACAAGGGCACAGGUGCCCCACAUUUCUCCCGGGGUCUUUGCCGCUCCUGCUACGAGGAGUUUGCGGCGGUAAGUGGCGGGCUCUGUGGUGGUGAGGAUCCUCCAGCCUUUCAGCGGGCGGAGAGAAAACGGCGAAAACAGGAGGCGGGCACAAAAGAUGAGGACGACGACACAGAUGACCCUGAAGCUGUGCACAUGGGGAAAGCUUCGAAAAGGAAGCCUGGAAAAAAACGAAAUCGGGAGGUUAGCUCUUGCGAGGAGGAUUCUGAUUACGAGGAAAUAUCUGUUUGCAAGAGUAAUGGCAGCAAGAAGCAGGCACAGGGAAAGGGCGGCAGAGGUAGGGGCAGGGCGAAGGGAAGGGAUGCAAGAGGGAGAGCCAGAGGUAGGGGUCAAACGAAGCAGCAACGUUCGUGUAGCGGAUCAGGCGAGAGUGAUGAAGACAGCUCACUCAUGGAAACAGCUGCCAAGGAAGGAAGCACAGGGAAAGGUAGACAUAGCCGGGGGAGGUCGAAAGGAAGAACCCGUCAGAAAAGGGCACAAGAGGUGUCCAGCACAUCCGAGGAAAUGGAUGACAAGGGGGAGGAAAGGAGAGGGAGAGGGAGAGGGAGAGGGAGACAAGGGGAGGAAGGGGAGGAAGGGAGAGGGAGAGGGAGAGGGAGACAAGGGGCUUCACAGACUGCAAGCAUGUCAGAAGAUAGUGACUGUGAUGACGGCCCAAAUGCCAACCGCAGUAGGAGUGGGCCUGAGCUGACACUAUCAGAACAACAUUUGGCCUCGACGUCACAGGCGCCUGGGCAAAUGGAGCUCGAACUCGAGCUUGAAGCAGCACUUUGUAGCAAUGAGAUGACUAAGUUUUUUGAAGCUGCCGAAGACGGGGGGAUAGAAGAGAUGCUGAAGGAACUCCAAGGAGCAGCAGACAGUUUUGAGGGUGGUGAUGAGGUCAUGGACGAGGAGCUCCUGCCGUCGGAAAUAACAGAUGCUCCCGGAACGGCAAUUGAAAACGGAAGUUACGAUUGCCUUGACGAAGCACGGAGUUUGAUCCUUCAGGGUGAACCUGACAACACCACAGAGUGUCGAUCCUUAAGGGCGAACCUGACGACACCUCAGAGCUUGAUUCUUCGGGGCGAACCUGACCACACCUUAGAGCAGGGGGGGAAGGAGAAAGCCCAGACGACUCCGUUGCUACUAGGUAAGAAUGGCGGAGAGGGAGAUGGGGAUGAGGUUGAGGAUGAGGAUGAGGAUGAGGAUGAUAGAUUCUCAGAUAUCGAUGAUGACGAAUUAGGAUUGUACAUAAACACAGAGGAAGAGGUAAAACUGAAAACUAUGGUGUGGACAGAACUGAAUAAAGAGUACUUGGAGGAAGAGGCAGUGAAGAAGGCUGCACUUGACAGACAUGAGGCAGCGCUCAAGGCCGCAGCAGAAGCAGCGGGUACAGAAAGCGUAGCAGCAUUGGCCGCAGCUGCUGCUCUGGAGGUCUUCAACAGGAAGAAGGAAAGGGGAAAGAAACCAAAAGUCGCAAAUGCAGCCAAGGCAUUGGGAAGGCCAGGCGAAACGGCUAUGGAGGCAGCGCAGCACAUGCUGGCGAGCAAGAGGUUGAGUUCUAAAGUAAAUUAUGAAGCUUUGGCUGAGCUUUUCGGUGAUGGCGAUAGUGCACCAGGCAUUGUUCCAGGCGCAAGUGAAGAACCAGGUCCACAUAGAGAUGAAGAGGGGAAUAAAAAGAGGCCAAGGACCAAGAAGAGAGUGAGUUUUGCAGAUGAGAUUGAAGUGAGGAAAGGUGAGAAUGAUGAUGAUGACGAGCAGAAGGACGAGGAGGAGGAGGAGGAGGAGGAGGAGGAGGAGGAGGAGAAGGGUGUUGCUCCCAGUGUAGUAGGCUUUCCGAAAGGUGAAGAGAAGGACGCUGCCGCUGCUCGUGACGGUGGUGAUGAUGAGAACGGUGCGGACGAUGAUUUGGACGAGGAGGAGGAGGAGGAGGAGGACGAAGGUCUACCUGAUGUCCAUAAGAGGGGAUUUCCUGACGAGGAUGACGAGAGUACUGCUUUCGGUUCAUCCCAGUACAGGUUGGCAUAUGAUCACGAUGAUUUCGACAAUGACCCUGGUGAUGCUGACUUUUUCUGAUUUGGGAGCACUGCCUGCCUUGGCAAAGAGAACUGAUGCCAGAUCUGUCAUUCCUGGAGAUCACAUCUCGAUUUUUUUUCACGUUCAGCGGUGAUGAUGCAUGCCAUUGCAUGGUACAAAAUCGUGGGGCGCGUGACAAUUCAAGCAAAACACAGGUCCAGGCAGAAAGUGCAUUGGAGGGAUGAGAAGUGAAGUGUGUGUGUGUGUGUGUGUGUGUGUGUGUGUGUGUGUGUGUGUGUGUGNGAGAGAGAGAGAGAGAGAGAGAGAGAGAGAGAGAGAGAGAGAGAGAGAGAGAGAGAGAGAGAGAGAGAGAGAGAGAGAGAGAGAGAUGAUAUGAUGUCAUUGGUCAUGCAGGGUAGAAACUGCGCAUGUCCACAGCUCAGUUUGAUCACCUUGUAGAAACGGGAAUCAUCUGUGCACAUUCCUGUGUAUACAAUGUACUCAGCAGAGGGGAGAAAGGUUGCAGAUUGGGAGACACAAAUAUGAAGGGGGGAAUGAGUUAGAAAAAACAAAAUGGAUGACUAGCUCAGUCGGAAAUUGGAAGGGAGGGAUGAGAGGGAGAGAGUAAGGAAUUCAGCGCCGUAGAGGAGCUGUUGUUAACGAUAAUGAGGGUGAUGAGAGCAGGUGUGGAGGGGAAGAGUCUCUCUGUUCAUUCAACUCGAAUGCAUACGGAAUAUUGCGGAUGUACUGUACUGUCUGUACACUUGCACCAACGCUUUUAACUGCUUCAUCCUCUGGCAGUAUGGAACAAACACAGGGGCCAUGG
Chara braunii is the source of this 5744-nucleotide messenger RNA. Lineage: Eukaryota; Viridiplantae; Streptophyta; Charophyceae; Charales; Characeae. The record is from the annotation of a GenBank genome assembly.